UUGGCGAUCUCUCCUGCGACUGGAAUCGAAAAUCUGCGCUGCUACACAGCGAAGCAAAUAUCACAUUCACAUGCGACGCUUCGUACUCAUCGACCUCUGACUCUGCUACAGCUCAGCUAGCAACUCCUUCUCCUUUGAUUUGAUCUAAAAAGAAUGGCUUCUUCAGUGCUCUCUUUAACUCCACUCUCUCCUUCACCAUCAGCUUCGGUCUCUACGGAGGACUCUUUCAAGGGAAGAUGGAAGCUUCGCAGUUCAAGAUUGAGCUUCACCAAGGAGAAAGUCAACCUUUUUUCAAAUGCAAAAUCUUCUGGCCGAGUAUCUAUGGUUGUUGCUGUCAACGCUUCUCGGUUUGAGGGAGUGCCCAUGGCCCCGCCUGAUCCAAUCCUUGGAGUCUCAGAAGCAUUCAAAGCAGACACCAACGAUUUGAAGCUUAACCUUGGAGUCGGGGCCUAUCGAACUGAGGAACUUCAUCCUUACGUGCUUGAUGUCGUUAAGAAGGCGGAGGAUCUUAUGCUUAAGAGGGGAGAAAACAAAGAGUACCUUCCCAUUGAAGGUUUGGCCGCAUUCAAUAAGGCGACGGCAGAAUUAUUGUUUGGAGCAGAUAACCCAGUAAUCAAAGAACAAAGAGUUGCAACCGUUCAAGGACUUUCAGGAACAGGUUCUCUCCGUCUCGCUGCAGCUCUCAUUGAAAGAUAUUUUCCUGGGGCUAAAGUUUUGAUAUCAGCUCCAACCUGGGGCAAUCACAAGAAUAUUUUCAAUGAUGCAAGGGUACCCUGGUCUGAAUACCGAUACUACGAUCCAAAAACAGUUGGUUUGGAUUUUGAGGGGAUGAUAGCUGACAUUGAGGAAGCACCUGAAGGGUCUUUUGUGCUGCUUCAUGGCUGUGCUCACAACCCAACUGGUAUAGAUCCAACUCCCGAACAGUGGGAGAAAAUUGCCGAUGUCAUCCAAAAGAAGAACCUUAUACCAUUUUUUGAUGUUGCAUACCAGGGAUUUGCUAGUGGGAGCCUUGAUGCUGAUGCAUCAUCAGUGAGGUUGUUUGCUGCACGUGGCCUGGAAGUUUUGAUUGCUCAGUCUUAUAGUAAAAACUUGGGUCUCUAUUCAGAAAGGAUUGGAGCAAUGAAUGUUGUCUGCAGUUCAGCAGAUGCAGCAGCAAGGGUGAAAAGUCAACUGAAGAGGAUUGCUCGACCUAUGUACUCAAACCCUCCUAUUCACGGGGCAAGGAUUGUGGCUAAUGUGGUUGGGGAUCCAACUCUCUUUAAUGAAUGGAAAGCAGAGAUGGAAUUGAUGGCUGGAAGGAUAAAGAACGUAAGACAGAAAUUAUACGACAGCCUUAGUUCAAAAGACAAGAGUGGAAAGGAUUGGUCAUUUGUACUUGAGCAGAUUGGCAUGUUUUCAUUCACAGGCUUAAACAAAGCGCAGAGUGACAACAUGACCGACAAGUGGCAUGUGUACAUGACAAAGGAUGGAAGGAUAUCCUUGGCUGGCUUAUCUUUGGCCAAAUGCGAAUACCUUGCAGAUGCAAUCAUUGAUUCUUACCACAAUGUCAAUUGAUAAAGACUUCAACAAGCAAACCCAUACAAUUUUUUUGGUGAGCCUGUGAUGCCUAGAUCUGGUUUUUAUUAUAUGAUUACAUAAUAAUUGUAAUAAAGCAAAGCAUACUUGUUGAAUGUGGGAAUUUUCCUACCCCAAAUUCAGUGAAGCUGAGGAAGUCAAACCUGUUGUUCUCAAGAAAAUUUUGGAUAUUCAAUGAGAAUUAUCUAUUCUAAAUUCUUUA
Messenger RNA from Humulus lupulus (European hop), 1777 nucleotides. Its product is annotated as aspartate aminotransferase P2, mitochondrial. The coding region runs from base 154 to 1554 and encodes 466 amino acids. Gene Ontology annotation, biological process: biosynthetic process; amino acid metabolic process. The record is from RefSeq and is a predicted model, not a curated record. The transcript is spliced from 12 exons. Gene Ontology annotation, molecular function: pyridoxal phosphate binding; transaminase activity. Lineage: Eukaryota; Viridiplantae; Streptophyta; Magnoliopsida; Rosales; Cannabaceae.